Molecule: messenger RNA, 222 nt
Organism: Eimeria maxima
Lineage: Eukaryota; Apicomplexa; Conoidasida; Eucoccidiorida; Eimeriidae
Product: Ubiquitin-like protein 5, putative
Exons: 2
Coding region: 1-222 (73 amino acids)
Biological process (GO): protein modification process; mRNA splicing, via spliceosome
Cellular component (GO): nucleus; cytoplasm
Molecular function (GO): protein binding; protein tag activity
Source: RefSeq, a predicted model, not a curated record
AUGAUAGAAGUUAUACUGAAUGAUCGAUUAGGAAGGAAAAUAAGAGUUAAAUGUAAUCCUGAUGAUACUGUUGGCGAUUUAAAAAAACUCGUCGCUGCACAAUGUGGUACCCGACCCGAUAAAAUACGAAUUCAGAAAUGGUAUACAGUUUAUAAAGAUCAUAUUACUCUUGAAGAUUAUGAGAUACAUGAUGGUAUGGGACUUGAAUUAUAUUAUAAUUAA